UUAGUUGAUCCCCAGGGACAGGACUGCUAUGGGGGUCUCUGCUCUGACUUGGAGGAAUGAAUCCCCUGGGGAGCACACGCUACUCACCUUUGACCCUCGGUACCUUGAACAUGGUUACAAGUGUGUGUUUGUUGGCCUCUACCAGAUGUUGUGGGCACGAGCAUAGCAGUUUUACUGAUGUAGAAGCCAUUUUAGUCUACGGCAAAGAACCAGUCAAGGAGUUUAGUGCAAAGUACACUGGUUUUUUUUAUUUGCGAGAAAGGGUGUUAUUGCAUGAGUUUUGGUGCAAUGGCGGUCCGAUGUGGUGUUGCACAAUAACUGUAAAAUCUCCCUGGCUGUUUGAGCUGAGCAUUCUAACGUGAUUAAUGAGCCGCACCGUGGACCAACCCUGUCCAGACCGCUGCGCGAUAUGUCUGCUGCGUUAGCAGGACAGAAGAGCAGAUACUUUGAGUUUUGGGAAUUGUGUAGAAAUUCCCUAUUUAAUGUAAUUCCUUUUGGAAAAUUGGAGCCCGAAUAUGUGUGGUCUGGCAAAGGGAGUCAGCUAUUGUUAGCUGAAGAAACAUGCUGCAGUGUUUAGAAUAAGAGCGAGUGAGUUCUGCCGUGUUUGUCUUUCGCGUGUGUGUUCGCGCACGUGUGUGUGUAUUCGAGGAUGCUUGCUGAGUCGCAGCAGGGACCCGUGAGCUGGGUGGGACUCUCGUCUAGACGGAUUUGUGUCGUUUUGGCCGCAUGGGCCACGCUGUAAAUUCAGGCGAGACUCGGGUUCGGGUUUGCAAACCCGCUGUUUGUUAUUGCAGAUGACUGUGCAGUUCAGUGCGAGGCCUUGUGGGGAGUUUCUCUGUUUUGUCUGGCGUGGGGCGAUUCACCUCGCUCUUGGUUUUGCUGGUUUGCCUAAUUCUUGUGGAUGGCGGAAUGCAUGAUGAUGAGGUCGUACCCUCUGCACGUGUGCUGUCUGUGCUGCCCUCUGCUGGAGGGGAGUCGAACUGCAGGCACAAGCCGUUCCAAAACACACCAUGUCAUUGUGCCGACACCCCAGUGCCAAGCCCAUGAGCAAAGAGGUGGCCAAAGGUCCUGUUCCGGAUGUCGUCCUGCGGAGUGACAGCGACUCCCAGAAGGUCCAGCGAGAGCACACGAGGCGCUCAGGGGAGAUCGAGGAGGAGGACGCGGUGGAGGAGUCCGAGCGGCGGGUGCCGGAUGUGGAAAAAGAUGACCUAGCUUCGCGGCGGGCACGCAUGAAUCGCUCUGCUCCCAGGCUGAAGCAGCAGUUCCUCCCACCUGCCUGCAGCAAUAAGGACUGGGAAAAGUGGGAAGGCAUUCGCCGGGCCUCCCAGCAGGCCGCUCUGCAGCAGCAGGCGCUCAGCGAGCACGAGGACGUCUCUCCAGAUGCGGCCGACAUCGUUACCCGCAAGGAGAACCCCUUCGUGCAGCCGAGUCGGGAGCAGGACGUGGAUGAUGGGAAGGAGGUGGAGGAGGAGAGGCAGAAAGGCGGGCAGGGGAGCAGCCCCCAGGCCCGGCCCAAUGUGCACAAGGAUGACCUGGCCCGCAGGAGAGCCCAGAGCGGCCCCGUGCCCCACAGCGACCCCCUGCAGACCUUCGUCCAGGCGUCCAUCACGCAGUCCGACCUGGAGAAGUGGCAACGCCUUAAGAUGACCACCGAGCCCAGCGAGAGCGAAUUGGACACAUCCAGCACCGUCACUCGUAAAGAAAGCCCCUUCCUGCAGAAGUGGCAGGGUAAGGAGGAGCUGGUGGAGGAAGGAGGGCAGGAAGCUGGGCAGGGGAGCAGACCUCAAGCCCAGCCUGCCAUGCAGAAGGAUGACCUGGCCCAAAGGAGAGCCCAGAGUGGGGUCCCACCCAACAGAGACCCCCUCCAGGCUUUUAUCCAGGCCUCCAUCACCCAGUCUGACCUGGAGAAGUGGCAACGCCUUAAGAUGACCACAGAGCUCAGGUGCCUUCUUGCCCUUCAUUAUGCUGUUCCACAUCUCCUGAACCCUCUCGGGGUCGAUGCUCUGCCAACAUUUGACGUAUGUUUCCAGACAGAAAGUAAUUACAUUAGCCCUAAAAGAGGCGCUUACCUCUCCCUAGACUGAGCUUGCCGAAAAUCACCAGAUAUUAAAUGUCUGGCACGGAUAUUAAGCAGCUUUUCGUGUUUGGAGCUGUUCGAUGUGCAGACAUUUAAAGUAACUCAGAGUCUGACUUAAGCACUGAUCUCGAUGUGUUUUUUUACCAGAUGCUCUUCAGAUGAUAAAUUUGCCAUUGAAAAGUGUUCAUCUGUAGAAGUGACGGGUGUGUGUUGGGUUUUCUUAGAAGACUUGGGGAGAGCACUGCUGCUACGGUGUGUCUUGUAGAGUACGAACAAGUCCUGCAUGUCUUGUGGUCACUGACGUUUCAUGGUGCACCUGGAUGUCAAGCACAUUAUUCCUUCCCAGCCAGACUGAAAAGGGAACAGAAAAACCGUAGAUGGAUGCCAAAGAGCCAAGGGCUGCGGAUAGUGGUUACGUAGGGUGGACAUUACCCUUUUCCAUAGACUUUGAUGCAAGUGACUGUUUGCUUUGGACCAGUGUUGCCAUGGGAGACAUUCAUCAUUCCCUCUAAAGCUUUCCUGCAGGCUUCUUUCUUUCUGGUUUGUGCGUGAAAGGUCAUCGGCGGAUGUGAACAGAGGGACGACUUUGGCAGUCCUGGCGAGUGCACGCUAGGGGCAAUAGGGUAAUGGACAUCACCAUGUGGUGAUGGUGGAAAGCUCAGCUGUUUGGGGGCAGUUUUCCGCUUCUUACGUCAGAAGCUCGGAUAGAUGAGAGUGGCUGAGAUCCAGCUGCCAGGGGAACCGUUGUUUCCACUUUCUGACACAUACUGCGCUUCCUCGGUAUGGCGACCUGCCCCAGGCACCUUUCUGAUUUGCUGUCACCAAGGUGCUUCUUCUUUUGUUGAGUUUGGAGCAUGUUGGUGUGUUCAUCCCUGUGGUUACUAUGGUACUCGUCCAAUAUCUGGCUGCACAGUGAGGACCCUCCACCCCAAGUCACAAAUUCAGGCUUACCAUCACACACGUUUCCUUUGUCCAUGAAACACUCCUCUGCUCUCUUCAUGGCACUUCUGUUUAAUUUGAUUUCCUCUCCCUGACCUCUUACGCUGUUCUAACACUCUCUGUCCUGCGUUCUGCCCCCUGCCCCCUUGUUCUG
Molecule: messenger RNA, 3170 nt
Organism: Scleropages formosus (Asian bonytongue)
Lineage: Eukaryota; Metazoa; Chordata; Actinopteri; Osteoglossiformes; Osteoglossidae
Exons: 3
Coding region: 1011-2084 (357 amino acids)
Source: RefSeq, a predicted model, not a curated record